Arachis ipaensis is the source of this 948-nucleotide messenger RNA. Its product is annotated as protein FAR1-RELATED SEQUENCE 5-like. Lineage: Eukaryota; Viridiplantae; Streptophyta; Magnoliopsida; Fabales; Fabaceae. The record is from RefSeq and is a predicted model, not a curated record.
AUGGCCCUUUUAGAUGAGAGAAAGAGGGAACUGACCAUCCAUGCCAAGUGUGUGAUUCAGGACAACGAUGAGGCUGGCAUACGGCCCAAUAAGACUUAUCUCACACUGGCGAACGAGGUUGGUGGCUCGUCAAAUUUGGGUUACUCAGAAAAGGAUGUGAGGAACUAUAUUACGAGCAAUCUGCGCUUUGAUGUGGACGAAGCUAACAAGUUUAAGAGUGCGCUUUGGGUAGAUGCAAGAUGCAGGGCGUCCUAUGAAUAUUAUGGAGACAUGGUAUCGUUUGAUACAAUGUACAGUAGAAACAAGCACGGACUUCCGUUUGCAUAUUUCAUUGGUGUCAACCAUCAUGGCAAGUCCACUCUGCUCGGAUGUGCUUUGCUGGGAAAUGAAGAAAUUCAUAGCUUUGAGUGGGUCUUUAAAUACUCGCCACCGAUGGUGCAUAUGGCACAUAAUGAAGAAGAUACCGCAAAAAGCUCGGAGGAUAUGCUCGGUUCUGUUUUAACUAUACUCAAUUUUAGGUCCCGUUGUCAUCGGGUGAUUUGUAACCUAUUUGGAUACUAUUAUGGGAUAUCUUUGUUCGAAAGCCAAUUGUUCAUGAUGGUGAUUAUUGCUUUGUUUUCUUCUGGUUUUGUAGACCUUUAUGACGAUCGUCGAAUAUGGGUUCCAAUCUAUUUUCAAGACAGAGUAUCAUCUUGCUAUGUGCUCCCUCGAUGGAGCAAGAAUGUACAGUGCAAAUACACUUUCAUCAAGAGCAGCCACGACGAGAAGCAGUCCGAUGAAAGCCACAACUUAUUUAGAGGACUAUGUUCUCACUUCUUCAAUGUUGCCCAGAAUUUCAUGACAUGUGAAGAAGAAGCGGCCAUGUUACAUUCGGGUCUUGAUGAGUUAAGGGCCAAGCUAUUUGAUUAUUGUGCGAACUUGGGGCCCAGAAGUGUGCCAACUACAUAG